This is a messenger RNA of Ceutorhynchus assimilis (cabbage seed weevil), 2680 nucleotides long. Lineage: Eukaryota; Metazoa; Arthropoda; Insecta; Coleoptera; Curculionidae. The record is from the annotation of a GenBank genome assembly.
AAAAUAAAUUCUAACCUAAAAAUUCGUGACUAGUGGUUAUCUGUCAAAAAAAAUGUAUUUUCGGAGCCCUAGGAGCCCCAUAAUUUGAGAAAUGAUCAUAGUUUACGGACUAGUUUGGUAUAACUUUCAUAUAAUAAUCGGUGAAAAAUGAGUACCAUCAUAUCCGACCAAAAUUCGAUGGAAAAAUGCCCUUCGAAAAUUGUAGAUGCCAAGGAACCCAAAGAGGGUAGUAAAAAUGGAUUGAUUAACGGUAUGGUGCACAAAAAGAAACACAUGAUGAAUACAAAUCUCAAAAGCGAUAUUGUAGAGUCUCACGCUGAAAUUAUUUCGGACUUGCAAAACUUAGAAAUUGUAGGCGAAAUCCAUGCUGAACCCUCGGAGGGAGAUCUUGUAAAUAAUGUAGUUAAAUCAAAAAAAAGGACUAAAAAGAAAAAGCACAUAACACAGCUAGAUGCUAAUGAAAAUUUAAAUGAACCUAAAAUAGAAGAAAACCAUAAUAAGUCUAAGAAUGACUCAUUUUCAGAUAAGCUAGGCACUGAUUCAAAUGCAAUUGUAGAAACUUCUGCUUCGUGUAGCAAAACUUCUUAUAGCAAUAGUGAUAUCGACUGUGAAGCUGUGUCGAGUGAUUUAAACAAUUUAGCGAUUAAAGAAGAAUCACCUGAAAGAGGGAAAAAGGAAAAAAUUGACUUUGUACCAUACGAAUCUGAACUACAAAUGCCAAUGAUUAUGAAGAUCAUUCAGAAGGAUUUAUCCGAACCCUAUUCUAUAUACACUUAUAGAUAUUUUAUUCAUAACUGGCCCAAGUUAUGUUUUUUGGCUAUGUACGAUGGUCAAUGUGUAGGAGCUAUUGUGUGCAAACUAGAUCUCCACAGAAAAGUGGUCAGAAGAGGCUACAUAGCGAUGCUGGCAGUUGAUCAGAAUUAUAGAAAACUAAGAAUCGGGUCCACUUUAGUUCAAAUGGCUAUUCAAGAAAUGACUAAUGGUGAUGCUGAUGAGGUUGUAUUAGAAACAGAAGUAACAAACAAACCAGCUCUUAAGCUUUAUGAAAAAUUAGGUUUUGUUAGGGAUAAAAGGCUGUUCCGUUAUUACCUCAAUGGAGUAGACGCGUUACGAUUGAAACUUUGGCUGAGAUAGGGCAGAAGUUUACCGAGACAGGAGAAUGAGGCUAGAAGCAAUGACUGGCUGAUUUGGGUUGGGUUUUUUCUUUUUUGUUUCGGCGUGUUCUCACUGAAAAACUGUUGGAAAUAUUUGGUUUUUAAGUUGUUUAUGGAGGAAGAAGAUAUUGUUUGAACUCAAAAUUCAAUGUUCGAGAUAACUAAUUUUUUUUUCAGUCCACCCACGGCUGUAUUGUAAAUAUAGUUUUACAGUUAUAACUACAUUUUUCAUUUACAUACAUAUUUCUAUUAUGAAUGAGAAAAUUUGAAAAUUUUGUAUUAGAAUUGUAAAAAACUCACAUGGUGGACUUUCAAAGGUUGAUUACCUCUAUUAAAAUCUCCAAUUAAAAAUUCUAAUGACAUUUGAAACAAGUUUUGUAAACAAAUGUUUUCACAUGAUUGUGAAAAAAUUGGUUUUCAAAUGUUGUUUUCAAUAUUCUCUUGACAACGUCUAAUUAGUGAUUGAUUUACUAAAUUUUUGGAAAAAAUCUCAACCAGAAGUCAGCAAUUAUAAGCGGGUUUGUGUGUUAGUGAGGAUAAUGAUAAAAUUUGAUUUUGUAUUGUUGAAUUUAACCUUUUUCAAGCUUUUUUUCACUGUACUGUCAUGCAAUGACAAUGUUUUAUUUUAUUAUAAUUUUUAUCAAACUAUAAUGUAUAUGUGGAGUAGAAGAUUAAGGAAGUCCUAUAAUCCUGCUAUUCCACACCUACAUUAUUUCCAAUUAAUAAAAACUACAUUCAGUAAGCUUGUGAUUUUCUUAAUUAUUGCAAAAUUAUAUUGUUUAUCCUAAAAUGGUUAUUUAUUAUAUUUUGUUAAUUGUUUCAUGAUUUUUGUUGUAAUUUAAAUUAUUAAGUAUUUUUUUUGUAUGAGGGUGUAGUAGUACGAUUAUACAUUGGCAUAUGUGGUUUUACUUUAUAGUCAUGAAAUGCAGUGAAUCUUUAUAUCCCUAUAUUUUUGUGUUCAAAACUGCCUAUUAUUUAUUUUACAAAACUUUUCUGGAACAAAUUGUAUAAGUGGGAGGUUACAAAAUUUGUACUUGACCGCAAACUAAAGGGAUCAGAAGAUGGAACAAGAUAAUAUUUUUUGUUGUGUUGUAACCAUUCAUAAAUGUUUUCAAGGCAAUUUUUUGUGAUUUUUUUACAAAAUAUAUUUGUGUCGAAGUGCAUGUUCUGAUUCCUAUAUAAUUUGUAACUUAACUAUUAACAUUAUAACACUAAUAUUAAGACUAAUUGUGUGCUUAACUGUUACUUUAUUAUUUAUUAGAGUGAAAUUUAAAAGAAGGCUGCUUUUAAGACUGUAGCUUUUGGAAAAAUAUCUUGUGUUCCUUAAAAAACCUUUCGAACAAGGGCACUUUUUUAAAAGCCUGGCUUUCUUCACUAUUAUUGAAACCCCUUCUUGGAAAUCUAAGUAGAUAUUUGUUCAUAAUAACAAUUAAUAUUAUUGUAUAUUUCUGUAUAUAGGGCUCUUUUUAAUGUUUCAAUUUUUAGGGAUGUAAUAAACUGGAAUAUACCAAAUUUAUUAUUUAGGA